Messenger RNA from Meleagris gallopavo (turkey), 2332 nucleotides. Lineage: Eukaryota; Metazoa; Chordata; Aves; Galliformes; Phasianidae. The record is from RefSeq and is a predicted model, not a curated record.
CCCCGCAGGAGCCGAAGGAAUGGUGCGGGGGGCGGUGGGAGAGGAUUGGGCCGAGGGGUCCGGAGGGGCCCGUGCUGAGCGAUUCCGUGUGCGUGCGUGUGUCUUUCAGGACAUCGAUUUGAUUGACAUCCUGUGGAGACAGGACAUCGAUCUGGGCGCCGGGAGAGAGAUUUUUGACUACAGCCACCGACAGAAAGAGAGCGAAGUGGACAAAGAGCUGAGCGAUGGGAGGGAGCGCGGGGACGGCUGGAGGAGCGCGGGAGGACAGGUCACCAAUAGGAACCUGCUAGUGGAUGGCGAGACUGGGGAGAGCUUCCCUGCGCAGGUGCCUGGCGUGGAGGAUCAGACGGCCCUGUCCCUGGAGGAGUGCCUUAGGCUGCUGGAGGCCACCUUCCCUUUCGGGGAGAACUCGGAGUUUCCAGCUGCAGAUGUCUCCACCCUAAGCGAAGCUGUGCCCAGCGAGAGCCGGCCUGCGGGCAUCCAGAGCAGCCUGCUGUCUCCUCUCCUCCCAGAGGCCGAGUCGCCCUUCGAUCUGGAGCAGCAGUGGCAGGACCUCAUGUCUAUCAUGGAAAUGCAGGCUAUGGAAGUGAACAGCACGACCGCUGAAACCCUUUACAACGGCACAAGCGGAGACCUGCUGACUUCUAACUACAACCUCGCCCCAAACACUCCCAUCAAUCAGAAUGUCAGCCUGCAUCAGGCCUCUCUGGGCAGCUGCUCACAGGACUUCUCCCUCUUCAGCUCUGAAAUUGAAAGCCCCUCCAUGGGUGGCAGCUCAGCGCUGCUGCAGCUGGCGCCGGACAACUCCACCGGCCUCAACACCACCUUCAGCUCCACCAACUUCAGUGGGAUCUUCUUCCCCCCACAGCUGAACAGUACGGUCAAUGAGACGGCGGGCCCUGAGCUGCCGGACCCGCUGGGCGGCCUUCUUGAUGAAGCCAUGCUUGAUGAGAUCAGCUUGAUGGAUUUGGCCAUCGAAGAAGGUUUCAACCCAGUGCAGGCCUCGCAGCUGGAAGAGGAGUUUGAUUCUGACUCAGGUCUUUCUCUGGAUUCUGGCCACAGUCCUGCUUCCCUUAGCAGCUCAGAAGCCUCUUCCUCUUCUUCUUCCUCCUCUUCCUCCUCCUCCUCCUCUUCCUCUUCCUCCUCAUUUUCUGAGGAAGGAGCUGUCGGCUACAGCUCAGACUCUGAAAACGUGGACUUUGAAGAAGCGGAAGGGGCAGUUGGGUACCAGCCCGAGUACAGCAAGUUCUGCCGCAUGAGCUACCAGGACCCGUCGCAGCUCCACUACUUGCCUUACCUGGAGCACGUGGGCCACAACCACACCUACAACAUGGCACCGGAGACCCUGGAUCCCGAGGAGCCCAAGCUGCCCAGCGUGGGGAAGAAGAGCAGCAAGGAGAAACCGUCCGAGUUCCUGGAUAAGCAGAUGAGCAGGGAUGAGCAUCGAGCCAGAGCCAUGAAGAUCCCUUUCACCAACGACAAGAUCAUCAACCUGCCCGUGGAGGAGUUCAAUGAACUGCUCUCCAAGUACCAGCUCAGCGAGGCGCAGCUGAGCCUCAUCCGAGACAUCAGGAGGCGAGGCAAGAACAAGAUGGCUGCCCAGAACUGCCGCAAGAGGAAGCUGGACACCAUCCUGAACCUGGAACGCGACGUGGAGGACUUGCAGAGGGACAAGUCCAAACUGCUCAGGGAGAAGGUGGAGUUCCUCAAGUCCAUCCGCCAAAUGAAGCAGAAGGUGCAGAACCUCUACCAGGAGGUGUUCGGCCGGCUGCGGGAUGAGAACGGCCAGCCCUACUCCCCCAAUCAGUACGCCCUGCAGUACGCCAGCGACGGCAGCGUCAUCUUGAUACCUCGCACCUUGGCUGACCAGCAGGCCAGGAGGCAGGAGAGGAAACAGAAGGACCGCAGGAAGUGAGGGAGGCACGCGGGAGGAGUGGGAGAAUCGCUCAAGGUAGAACUGGAGAAGGGCUGAGCCUGGAAGUGCUUAGAGGAACUUUCAUGCCUUUUAUCCAAUAUAUCUUCUCAAACGUGACUGCUGCCGGUCAGUGUACAGGAGGGACUGCGGCCGAGCGCUCCCUGUGGGGAGGGACGGGGACGAGCGGACAGUGCACUGGCGAGCCCAGCACCUUCCACAGCCUGGAAUCCUUUGAGCGCAGGAAAUCAGCUGGCAUCACUGGUGGGGAGAUCAGCGGAGGCGGAAAAACUACUGUUAGGAACUGGCUUUAAAUAAGAAAAGAGAUUUAAGCAAAUGAACUUAAAACCAAGCGAUAGGAGAGACAUUUUUCUGAACUUCCAAAGUUCUGUGAUUUCAGGUAGUUGUUUCUUUGGUUUU